Messenger RNA from Andrographis paniculata, 2030 nucleotides. RefSeq names its product F-box protein At4g18380-like. Bases 356 to 1522 code for a protein of 388 amino acids. NCBI's taxonomy places the organism in Eukaryota, Viridiplantae, Streptophyta, Magnoliopsida, Lamiales, Acanthaceae. The transcript is spliced from 2 exons. The record is from RefSeq and is a predicted model, not a curated record. Gene Ontology annotation, molecular function: protein binding.
UAUGUAUGAUAUUCGUUCGCUAUUUCGUCGUCUCCCUUCUCUACCAUUAUCUCCUCUACUUAAGACCUUCGUCUUCCUCUUUCCCCCUUCUUCUUCUCCUUUUUCUUCGCGCUAUUGCGCUUUCGUUCAUGCUUUCCGCGCGGAUUCAGAAGCUUUGAGGAUCCGUUUUCCGUGAAUUCUGUUUUCGUUCGUGUCAGAUCCGUGGUGGUUUGAGAUUUUAUUUUUUUGUUUGAAUUCGGUCGAUCUCGGUUGUAAAUUUCGUUCGCUGUUUUCGCACUGUGUUAGGAUUCGAUACUUGGAGCAGUUUAGUUGGAGUAAAUUGGUUCAUAACCUUUGCUGUCUGUUGCGGGUGGUUAUGGCUUCGAUUAGGGCAGAUCUGGGCGGGAGGAUUUACCCCGAGCCGAUCGACCACUUCGACCGGCUGCCGGACUCGCUCAUCCUCCUGAUCUUCAACAAAAUCGGCGACAUCAAGGCGUUAGGUCGGUGCUGCGUGGUUACGAGGAGAUUUCACACUCUCGUUCCCCAAGUGGACAACGUCAUAGUGCGCGUCGACUGCGUUAUCUCCGACGACGAUCCUUCAACCACGUCAUUCGCGUCUACCGGCGCGUCGUCUUCUGCCUCCGAUAAGUCGCGCCAUCCCAUAUCGUCCUUAUUUCGAUUGUUAUUUACCGGACUAUUCAAACCCUUGCAGUCUAUCUCUCAUCUCUUCACACCUUCGCCGCGCCUUCUCCCGAUUUCUGACGAUUUGGAGGGUGAAACUGAGCAAAGCAGUGUCACACACCACUCACCUACCCAGGUCCUGAAGAAUUUUAACGAGAUCAAGCUCCUAAGGAUAGAACUGCCGAGUGGUGAGUUGGGGAUAGAUGAUGGUGUUCUGCUUAGGUGGAAGGCGGAAUUUGGCUCCACUCUCGAUAAUUGUGUUAUUCUUGGUGCUUCAAGUGUUGUUCAGGACAGCAUGAAUGGUAACCAAGAUGUCUUUGGCACCUGUAAUAGUAGAGAGGAUGCAAACAAUACUAAUAAUAAUGGAGUGGUGGAGAACGAUAAUGGGAGCAUACCAGAGUCAUUUUACACCAAUGGGGGCUUGAAGUUGCGAGUUGUGUGGACAAUUAGUUCGUUGAUAGCUGCAUCAGCGAGGCAUUACCUUCUGCAGCCCAUAAUAUCAGAACACAAGACACUGGAGAACUUGAUUCUGACUGAUGCAGAUGGACAAGGCGUUUUGUCCAUGAAUAAGGAGCAGCUGGAGGAGCUGAGGGUGAAGCCGUUGUCAGCAUCAUCAGCAUCAAAGAGAACUUUGGUUCCGGCACUAAAUAUGCGCUUGUGGUAUGCUCCCCAUCUUGAGCUCCCGAAUGGAAUGGUUUUGAAAGGGGCAACACUGGUUGCAAUCAGGCCCAGUGAACAGCCAAAGAAAGAGGUACUUUUGGACUGUAGUUGGGUUGCAUCAGCAUUUGAGGAGCCAUUUGGGACUGCUGCAAGGAUGUUGGUGAAGAGGCGAACAUACUGUUUGGAAAUGAACUCUUUCUGAGAUGCUACUUGUACAAGGAUGAGGACGUAUGUAUGAGUUUUGCCUAUUCAAGACAUGAUGGUGGUACUGCAAGUGUGAAGAAGCACAUAAUACGCAGUUUUGCUUUGAGUGUGGUGUGCUCUCGGAGUUAGCCGGGCCAAGAUAAUUUGCUUCCAAAUAUGUCACUACAUUUAUGCUAUUUGGUUAAUGGUUGGUUAUGAGCUUUGAUCUACCUGCUUUCCAUUGCCAUAUAAUGAUACUAGGCUUCCGCUAGGAUUUUGAUCUCAACCAUACACCUCUACAGGCACCCCCCGUAUGCAAUUGUGAGAAUUAUAUACAUUUUGACUUCUUAAACAUCUCCCCCCUAUGUUUAGUUUUCCUUCUGUGAAUAUAUUAGGUACAGGGGUUAUAUGCUUUUAUGUGUUGUCCUCUUAAAAGUUCAAUUGGGAGUUUAUCUUGAACUUCAGCUGAAUAUUUUAUAGCUGGCUUAAUAAAUGUGAGAAUGGUUGAACUUCCUACCUUCCAAUGA